This is a messenger RNA of Trichoderma breve, 1209 nucleotides long. RefSeq names its product TFIIE alpha subunit domain-containing protein. Lineage: Eukaryota; Fungi; Ascomycota; Sordariomycetes; Hypocreales; Hypocreaceae. The coding region runs from base 1 to 1209 and encodes 402 amino acids. The transcript has 4 exons. The record is from RefSeq and is a predicted model, not a curated record. Gene Ontology annotation, cellular component: transcription factor TFIIE complex. Gene Ontology annotation, biological process: transcription open complex formation at RNA polymerase II promoter; transcription initiation at RNA polymerase II promoter.
AUGGAUCUCGCUGUGACACUGAUCAAGGCCGUCAUGCGGGCGUUCUACCCGACGCGAGACAUCCUUGUGGUGGACGCACUGAUUCUUCAUGAAGCUCUUCGCGAUGACGAUCUUGCCUAUUUAAUGGCCAUAAACACAAAGGACUUGCACAAGAUAUGCGGAAAACUCAGAGAAGACCGCUUCUUAACAGUUCACACGAGAUCCGAAUUGCGACCAGGCAAUCCGCGACCGAGUAAUCGCACAUGGUACUACAUCAACUACCGACAUACCAUCGACGCUAUCAAGUGGCGGGUUUACAACAUAGAUAAAGAAGCGGAAUGGACGGCAAUGGAAGUUUUGGACAGCGUUGGACCCGAGGGCUUCCUUUGUCACCGAUGCCGACGACCUUUGUCAUUUGAAGCAGAUCGAAAUGCCGGCGGGCACGAACAGUCUACCCGACUGAAUGACCAAUUCAAGUUCAUCAGCGAGCUGUUGCCUAAAAUCGACGCAGCCCAUAUUCCGGAAUGCGACUUUGAUCGGGCCUUGUCAAAGGCUCGGCCGGUGAUCCGCGACGCUACACACCAACGCGCAGCUACGAUACCCGUUGAUGACGCCUCGUCUCGGCCCAUGGCAGUUCGAGGCUUGGCCAAUACGGGUCCGCAGUCCAUUGCCGUCAACAUAUCCACGUCUGACGGACCGUCGGAGGCUGAGAAGGAGGCCGAGAGACUUCGCAAGGAAAAGAUUGCCCAGCAGAAUGCGCUCCCAUCCUGGAUGUCGAACAGUACUAUUACAGGAGAGUCGUUUUCUGCAACAGCUGAAGCCAAUGCUUUGGGAUUGGGUAGAGAUGCAGCGGAGCGAAAACUGUCUCAGGGCAAAUUGGUCGACAACAAUGCCACUACGCAGAUUGAUGACAUUUUCGAAAAGCUCAAAGCAGAGCAAGCUGCCAUCUUGGCGCGAGAAGCAGAUGCUGAGAGCGAAGGGGAGGACUAUGGCUCUGAAGAGGAGGAUGACGAAUUCGAAGAUGUUAUGGCCACGGGCAACAACUCUGGUCUGGGCACGCCCGGCAUCAAGGCUGAGGCAUCAGAAGUUCCAUCAGGUGACGUAUCUCGAAUGGAAGACAGCUCAGAUGAGAGGGCGAACAAGCGGGUCAAGGUUGAGCCUGGAGUUAAAAAGGAUGACAGCGGCGAUGAAGACGAAGACGACGAUGAACUCGAGUUUGAGGAUGUUUAA